Linderina pennispora is the source of this 3251-nucleotide messenger RNA. Its product is annotated as RNB-domain-containing protein. The transcript has a single exon. Gene Ontology annotation, molecular function: RNA binding; endonuclease activity; 3'-5'-RNA exonuclease activity. Gene Ontology annotation, biological process: rRNA catabolic process. Gene Ontology annotation, cellular component: nuclear exosome (RNase complex); cytoplasmic exosome (RNase complex). Lineage: Eukaryota; Fungi; Kickxellomycota; Kickxellomycetes; Kickxellales; Kickxellaceae. Bases 13 to 3213 code for a protein of 1066 amino acids. The record is from RefSeq and is a predicted model, not a curated record.
AUUUUAUUCGCAAUGCUACGUUCAAAGUCGUUUGUAAAGCGCACACGCAAGGGCAACAUUGUGCGCACAGUCAAGGAGCACUACUUGCGCGACGACAUCAGCUGCGGUUAUGAGCAGUGCGGACACCCGGUGUGCGUGAAGGCCCGGCAGGACGCGGCCGAGCACGGCAGGCACAGCGUCGAUGGAGUGCAGACAGCAGCCCCCCUGAGCUGUACACCGCGCGACUCGGAGAAGUGGGGCAGACACUACCUGAUCCCCGACACCAAUGCGUUCAUCAACCAGAUCGAUAUCUUUGAGCGGCCGAUCAUCAACAAUGUCGUGGUGCUGAGCACGGUACUGGACGAGCUGCGCGGGCUGAGUAUGGCAGUGUACAACCGCGUGCGGGCUAUUGUGCGUGAGCACGAGCGGCGGUGGUUUGUGUUUUCGAACGAGCACCACCGCGAGACCUUCAUUGACCGCAGCGCAGGUGAGACACCUAAUGACCGCAAUGAUAGGGCAAUCCGGGUCGCAGUCAAAUGGUAUGCGAAUCAUCUGUCGAACACGGGCAUUGCGGCGCUAAUGGUCACGAAUGACGAGGGUAAUCUGAAGAAGGCAAAGGAAGAUGGAGUUGAGUCGUGCCGGAUGGACGAGUACUUGGCGAUCUUCACAGAGCACCCGGAGCUGCUGGACAUGAUGGGCAGUGUGAGCAUCACCGACCGCGAGUCUGGGGAUUCCAGGUGGGGCGGGUACCCAGAGUACCUGAGUCCGGUACAGGUACAGGCAGGCAUCAAGGCAGGCAUGCUGGUGCAGGGCACGCUGCAAAUUGCGGCCUACAACUACCUGGAGGGCUCGAUCUACACGACGUUCCCCGACGGCAAGGAGCGCAGCGUGCUGAUUCUGGGCCGCAUGGACAUGAAUCGCGCGAUCCAGGGCGACAAGGUUGCGGUACAGAUCCUGCCCAAGUCGCAGUGGCGCAAAGCACCCAGUGCUGCGUUGGUUGAUGAGGACGAGGAUUCGGUGCCGGAUGUCGAUGAGAAGAAAAAGAGCGACGAAAAGGCAGCCAGGGACCCUGCGGUGGUUCCGGGCGACGCAGACAAGUCUGUCGAGGGACGUGCUCGCAAGCGUGCGCGUGUGGCAGCCGAAAAGUCCACCCCGGCGGCUGCUGGCGACACUGCGGCCGACAGCGAGGAUGGGCUGUGUGUGAAGCCGGCCGAGAUCACCGACGAGACCCUGGAAGCCGAGGAUGGCGAAAUCACAGGACGCGUGGUCGGCAUCGUCCGCCGCAACUGGCGAUCGUACUGCGCGUUCCUUGACCCGAACUUUGCUCCUAAGGGCCCACGUGCAUCCAACGCACCCACAUCGGUCAGCGUGCUGGCCAUGGACCGGCGGAUUCCCAAGAUCCGCAUCCGCACACGGCAGGUCGACGUGCUCGCAGGGCAGCGCAUUCUGGUGGCCAUUGACGCGUGGCCCAAGGAGUCACGGUACCCACAGGGCCACUUUGUGCGCGCGCUGGGCGAUGCCGGCGACAAGGCUACCGAGACCGAGGUUCUGCUCCUCGAGCACGACGUUCCAUACCAGCCAUUCACAAAGAGCGUGCGUGCUGAUCUGCCAUCUGAGGGUGCCAAUUGGGUGUUUGAUCCGGACCGUGAUCUGGUCACCGCCGGCCGACGCACCGAUCUGCGCCACCUCAACGUCUGCAGCAUUGAUCCCCCCGGCUGUACGGAUAUCGACGAUGCCCUGCAUGCCGUGCCGCUGCCAAAUGGAAACUUCCAGGUCGGUGUCCACAUUGCUGACGUCACCAACUUUGUUAAGCCCAACACAGCCAUGGACAAGGAGGCCGCUCACCGGUCGACCACUGUCUACCUUGUCGACCGCCGCAUUGACAUGCUUCCGGAGCUGCUGGGCACCAACCUGUGCUCGCUGAUGUCCAACGUGGACCGCCUUGCGUUCUCGUGCAUUUGGGAGCUCGACCCUGACGCCAACAUUGUCAACGUCACAUUCCAUAAGAGCGUGAUCCACUCCAAGGCGUCGCUGACGUAUGAGGAGGCCCAGAACCGCAUGGACGAUCCGUCGAUGCAGGACGACAUCACCAAGAACAUCCGCAAUCUGAACAUGCUGGCCAAGAAGCUGCGCAAGCGCCGUACUGACGCUGGAGCCCUGACGCUAUCGUCGCCCGAGGUGCGGUUCCGGCUUGAGAACGACUCGCAAGAUCCUGUCGAUGUCGAGAUGAAGGCGCUGAAGGAGACCAAUGCGCUGGUCGAAGAGUUCAUGCUGCUGGCGAACAUCAGUGUUGCCCAGAAGAUCUACGAGAGCUUCCCCGACUCGGCCCUGCUGCGUCGCCAUCCGCAGCCGCCGCCCCAGAACUUUGACAACCUGCAGCACGCACUGAAGCCGCUUGGCAUUGAGCUCGAGACUGGCAGCAGCCUGGCGCUGGCGCAGUCGCUGGACCGCGCUGUGCUGCCCAGCGACCCGUACUUCAACAACCUCCUGCGCAUCUUGACCACCCGCUGCAUGAUGCAGGCCCAGUACUUCUGCUCAGGCACCUGCACACCCGAGGAGUUCCGCCAUUACGGUCUUGCCACCGGCAUUUACACGCAUUUCACGUCACCGAUCCGUCGGUACGCCGACGUCAUGGUGCACCGGCUUCUGCAUGCUGCAAUCGACCGCCAGGUGGUGUUUGGCCCUGAGCUCACCGACAAGGUCAAGAUGUCCGAGCAGAGCGAUGUGCUGAACCACCGCCACCGCAUGGCGCAGCAGGCCAGCCGCUCGUCGGUCGAGCUGUACACUAACCUGUUCUUCAAGGGCAAGACUGUCGAGGAGCCUGGCUAUGUGACGCAAAUUCUGCAGAACGGCUUUGGCGUGCUGAUUCCCAGCUACGGAAUCGAGGGCGUCGUGUAUACGAGCGACAAGGACAAGAAGGACGUGCCGGCGGUCCUGCAGUACGACCAGGAGUCGCACACGCUGGUGUCUGCUGACAAGUCGUCGUCUGUGGGUCUGUUCCAGCGUGUGCGUGUGGUUCUGCAGGUCGACGAUAAGCCCGUCAGCGCCAAUGUCAGCUCUAUGCGCCGCAAGCUCGGCCUGCGCUUGACCGAGCCCCAGAUCCCCGGAGUCUCAAUGACUCCAGAGGAGCUUGGUGCCCUGAAGGCCGCCACAGGCAAGACUCUGAGCAAGGCCGAUGAGGACCAGGUCGUCGAACUGGUGACCAAGCACCCAGAGCAGGUGACAACUAUUUGAAGUGCAAUCCCAUUUUUCCUAAAUAUACGAAGUUUACU